UGGGGUGCAUAAGUCCACUCUUUCUAAGCAUCUUUCAAAAGUUAUUGAUGGACUUUAUGAUAAUUGCAGAAAAUUUAUUUUUUUCCCCACAUCACCCAGAGGUUGGCGUGAUGUUAAGAGGGACUUUUUUCUUUUAGGUGGCAUACCCAAUGUCCUUGGGGCCAUUGACUGCACUCAUAUUGCCCUAAGACCCCCUGUGCGCAGGGAGAUAAUAUUUAGAAAUAGGAAACACUUCCACUCCUUAAAUGUGCAGAUUAUAUGUGAUGCAAACAUGCGCAUAUUAAAUGUUGUGGCAGGGUUCCCAGGAAGUAGCCAUGAUGCCUACAUCCUCAGGAAUUCUGGUGUGUGGAGAUUGUUUGAGACAAAUCAAAUGCCUGAAGGACAUCUCCUCGCAGAUUCUGCAUAUCCUCUUAAAAAAUGGAUUUGGACACCAUUGAAAGAGAACCAGGUUGUUGGGCCUGCUGAAUUAAGAUAUAAUGAAGCACAUAUCCGAACACGUGCUAUAAUAGAACGACUGUUUGGUGUUCUAAAAAUGCGCUUUCGCUGCCUGGACAGAUCAGGGGGGGAUCUCCAAUUCAGUCCGGAAAAAGCUAUUAAAAUCAUAGUGGCAUGUUGCUGUCUACACAACAUGGCACAGGAGCAUGGGAUGUUGAACGACUUACUUCCAACACCACAGCCCCCAGGUGAAAUCUUUGAGCCUGAUGUAAUUAAUCAUCCACAACCCCUCAAUGCCCAUUUGGAGAGAUCUGCAACUAUUCAAGAAUUCUUUUCAGAUUGAAGAUUCUCAGAAAUGGAAUACCACUCCCCUCCCUCUCUCCUCAUCCCUAUAUUUACCACAUUUUCCCUAAAUAAAUGUAUACUUUACUCAAA
This is a messenger RNA of Bombina bombina (fire-bellied toad), 870 nucleotides long. Its product is annotated as putative nuclease HARBI1. The transcript is spliced from 4 exons. The record is from RefSeq and is a predicted model, not a curated record. The coding region runs from base 272 to 778 and encodes 168 amino acids. NCBI's taxonomy places the organism in Eukaryota, Metazoa, Chordata, Amphibia, Anura, Bombinatoridae.